Molecule: messenger RNA, 327 nt
Organism: Colletotrichum lupini
Lineage: Eukaryota; Fungi; Ascomycota; Sordariomycetes; Glomerellales; Glomerellaceae
Exons: 2
Coding region: 1-327 (108 amino acids)
Source: RefSeq, a predicted model, not a curated record
AUGCGUCGUGAUGGUGUUGCCGCCGCCCGCCGGCGUCGAUCCGUGCAACAACCCUUCCCUUCGCCUAAACUGCGCCGCCCGGUCGAUCUGCUGCCCCAACCAUUCUUCCCCCAGACUCUGAUGCUACCUAGCAAAUUGUUUCCCCGCGGAGGCACACUCACCACCACCCCCGAAAUUCCAAUGGGAACUGAGACUCAACCCUCCAAAAGGCUGUCCGACAUGAACCCUGCCACCGGCAAGAUGCCCGGCUGGCCCGCGCUAUCGUACCCGACGCCGGUCGCACCGGCCGAGAAGUUAGAGAGAGCCUCGCCCCCUUUUCCAUCUUGA